GGAAGACAGGAGGAAGGAGGAAGGAGCUAAGGAAGGAUGAGAGAGGCGGCCAGGGCCCCGGCCCGAAGCAGCGCGGGGCCGGGGGACCAAGGGGGCUGAGGCACCCCAAUCCCCCCACCCCCUGCCUCCCUCCAUCCUUUCCUUCCAUCCUUCUGCUUGAGGAAGGGGGUUUAUUUAAAUUUUAUUUAAAUCCCUAUCUCUGGAGGGUCGCGCGCUGGGGGGAGGGGGGAGAAGGCGGGGACACGCGCAGGCUGGGGGGGCGGGGCCCGAGCUGAUUCCUUCACACCCCCCCCCUCCACUCGCCGUGUAGCCGUAGAGCAGGGGUCGCAGCCCAGAGGCAGGCCCAGGGGAGGGGGGCAGGUUACAGAGACCCCCCCCUCCCCGGGAACCGGCGGUGGGCGGGGCUUGAACCCCGGAAACGGUGGGGGGGCCCAGGCCUGGUCCUGGACCCCUGGGUAGUGGGGGUCGGGUAGAGGCCAGUUAAAGGGUCGGGGCGCUGGGGAGAGGUGAGGCGGGGUGGGGGGAGGGGAGCUGGGACUUAGACCCGGGACUGAGUGGGGCCCGGGCAGAAGCUGAGCACACUGCGCCCGAGGAGCCCCCGUUGGCCAGGGGGGGGCUGAGGGACUGAGCCCCCCAGAGCAGGACCUCCCCCUGGAAGGGCCGCGCCGCAGCCCGUGGGAGGGCCUCGCCCCCGGCAAUCCUCAUCUCCACUCGCUGCCGUCCCGGCCUCCGCCGGAGGGAGGGGCCGAGCGCCCUCGGGGGGCCGUGGACCCCUGCGUUCAGAGCGUUCCGCGCCCCGCGCCGCCCGGCCCCCCCGCCGCCGAUGGCCGCCGACCCGCCGGGAGCUGCCGAGAAGGGAGAGAUGGCUCCCGGGACACGUGUGAGCCCUCGGCGUUGCUGACGCCCCCAAUGUCGUCGAGCAGCCGGGGACCGGGGGCCGGAGCGCGCCGACGCCGAACCCGCUGCCGCCGCUGCCGGGCCUGUGUGCGAACUGAGUGCGGGGACUGCCACUUCUGCCGAGACAUGAAGAAGUUCGGGGGGCCCGGGCGCAUGAAGCAGUCAUGCCUGCUCCGGCAGUGCACAGCCCCUGUGCUCCCACACACAGCCGUGUGCCUCUUGUGUGGGGAGGCUGGGAAGGAGGACACAGUGGAAGGAGAGGAAGAGAAGUUUGGUUUGAGCCUCAUGGAGUGUACAAUCUGCAAUGAGAUCGUCCACCCCGGCUGCCUAAAGAUGGGGAAGGCUGAGGGUGUCAUCAACGCAGAAAUCCCUAACUGCUGGGAGUGCCCUCGCUGCACCCAGGAAGGCCGGACCAACAAGGACUCAGGUGAGGGACAAGGCCGGCGCAGGGCCGACAACGGAGAGGAGGGCGCCAGCCUGGGGAGCGGGUGGAAGCUGACAGAGGAGCUGCCGCUUCCCCCACCCCCGCCCAGGCGCAAGGGCCUCCUGCCUGCUGGGCCCCCGCCAGAGGACGUGCCUGGGCUCCCCAAAAGAAAGGAGAGGGAGGCAGGGAAUGAGCCCCCCACUCCAAGGAAAAAGGUGAAAGGAGGCCGUGAGAGGCACCUGAAGAAGGUGGGUGGAGACGCCUGCCUCCUCCGAGGAUCGGACCCAGGCGGCCCAGGCCUUCUGCCCCCCAGGGUUCUGAAUCCGAGCCAGGCUUUCUCGUCCUGCUACCCUGGGCUCCCUCCCGAGAACUGGGAGAAACCAAAGCCACCUCUGGCCUCUGCCGAGGGCCCCGCAGUGCCAUCCCCGUCACCACAGAGGGAGAAGCUAGAGCGUUUCAAGCGGAUGUGCCAGCUGCUGGAGCGCGUGCCUGAUACCUCCUCGUCCUCCUCAGACUCGGACUCAGACUCCGACUCAUCAGGCACAUCGCUGAGUGAGGAUGAGGCCCCCGGCGAGGCCCGGAAUGGGCGACGGCCAACCCGGGGCAGCUCAGGCGAGAAGGAGAACCGUGGGGGGCGGCGGGCUGUACGCCCUGGCAGUGGGGGGCCCCUCCUCAGUUGGCCCCUGGGACCCGCCCCACCGCCCCGGCCCCCACAGCUGGAGCGGCAUGUGGUACGGCCCCCACCUCGAAGCCCUGAGCCCGACACGCUGCCUUUGGCCGCCGGAUCCGACCACCCCCUGCCCCGAGCCGCCUGGCUCCGCGUCUUCCAGCACCUUGGGCCCCGGGAGCUGUGCAUCUGCAUGCGAGUCUGCCGGACCUGGAGCCGCUGGUGCUAUGACAAGCGUCUGUGGCCCCGAAUGGACUUGAGCCGGCGGAAGUCACUGACCCCGCCCAUGCUGAGCGGUGUGGUUCGACGCCAGCCCCGAGCCCUGGACCUCAGCUGGACAGGUGUCUCCAAGAAGCAGCUCAUGUGGCUUCUGAACCGACUGCAAGGCCUGCAGGAGCUGGUGCUGUCCGGCUGCUCCUGGCUCUCUGUCUCGGCCCUGGGCUCAGCCCCACUGCCUGCUCUGCGGCUCCUGGACCUGCGCUGGGUCGAGGAUGUGAAAGACUCCCAGCUCCGUGAGCUGCUGCUGCCGCCACCAGACACCAGACCAGGGCAAACGGAGAGCCGUGGACGGCUGCAAGGGGUAGCAGAGCUGCGCCUGGCAGGCCUGGAGCUGACUGAUGCCUCCCUGCGGCUCCUGCUGCGCCAUGCGCCCCAGUUGAGCGCCCUGGACCUCAGCCACUGCGCCCAUGUCGGGGACCCCAGCGUCCAUCUCCUCACAGCCCCCACCUCCCCCCUCCGAGAGACCCUGGUGCAUCUCAAUCUUGCUGGUUGCCACCGCCUCACUGACCACUGCCUUCCGCUGUUCCGCCGCUGCCCGCGCCUUCGCCGUCUAGAUCUGCGCUCCUGCCGCCAACUCUCACCUGAAGCUUGUGCCCGGUUGGCAGCCGCCGGGCCCCCCGGCCCCUUCCGCUGCCCAGAGGAGAAGCUGCUUCUCAAGGACAGCUAGUUGGGUGCCCCCCACCCUCCCCCAGGACUUUUCCGGAGCCUGGACCUCGGGCCUUCGUUUCACCCCUGCCAGGGGCCAGGUUACCCACCUCAUGACUUGGGAUUCCUGCCCAGGGACUCGAGCCAGCCUCCCUACUCUCUACCCCCUGCACUGAUAUUUCUGGGGGUCUGUCCUUUCCAUCCCCUCCCCCGUCCACCUGCUUCCUUGUCCAUUUCCUGGGGGGAGUGGGCCAGAGGUACUGGGGGUGCUGAGCCAAAGGGAUGGUAGGAGGGGGCUAAGGUGCAAGUUUGAGGGAGGGAGAAUGGGGGAGGAUAUCUGCACACCGGAUGCUGGGAGCCAGGGGCUGGGGGAGGUGGAGAAUGGGCUGGGGGAGGGGAGCAGAAAGCAGACCACCAGGGGUGCAGGGAACAGACCAGAUACUUGGGAGUUGGGGGGUGGGGGGGGCCAAAAAGGGAAACCAGAGGAGCAAUUGGGGAUCCAGGUGUCAGAAGUGGGGGUACUUGGGGGAAACGGGGAAAACCAGGGCUGAGAGGGGUGGGGGGGGGGCAAGAGCAGGUAUGGGGGCAGUAGUACCCCCUCGGGGUCACCCCUCUCCUUAAUCUCUCCCCAGAUUUCAGUUCCUUCCCCCAACCCUGACUCCUUGAACGUCACUGACAAUGGCAGCUAUUGCUAGGAGUGGGGGCCUGCUGGCCUACCCGCUGGUUCAGCGUGGCCCAGGGGAGUGGUGAGGGGUACCCCAGCCCCCUACCUGCCUCCCCGCUCAAUACUUGAACAUUCACCUGUACUGAAGUGUUACUUGAACCUGGGGAACCUUGGACCUGGGGGAGCCGGAGUGUGAGGGGCCAGGACCAGCUUGGACUGAGACUGGACUGGUGGACACCCCAUUUGGACUGCACCACUCCCAGGCUCUCUCGCUUUACUGUAUUGAGCAGCUCCACCCCUCCUGGCCUGAGGUGGGGUGGGGUGGGGUGCCAGCCCAACGAUGGGGAUGAUGGGACUCCCCCAACUUGGCUCUUCCUACUCUUUCAUCAUCGUGGAAACUUGUAUCCCAUUUGCCCAGGGAACUGCCACUCCUGGUUGCCAUGGAAAUAGCAGCCAAUGGACACGUCCCAAAGCCAGUGCUAAGGCUGGAAAUGGCCCCUCGUGGUUGCCAUGGGAACUUAGUAACACUCUUGGCUCCCCCCUGCCCCUUGCUCUGGUAUGGGGCGGGGUUUGGGAAGCCAGGGCCCGUCCCUCAGCCCAAGCCAGGGUGGGAGCUGGGUUCUACCAUGUAGGGGAGGGGGGAAAUCUAUCCACAUACCUCAGGUAACAGGGAGGUGCGCGGGUGGGGGGAGGGACUGGGCGGACCAAAGGCCGAGGGGAGGGGGUCCCGGGGAUCGCGAAAGGCUUGAGGAUGGGGCCGCUUGAGGGAGGGAGAGGAGGCAGCCCGGCGGGGGACAAAUGGGGAACCCAGCCGGGCUGGGCCCCGGAUCUGUACAAUAAGGUUUGCUAUAAAACUCAAAAUCUUCCAGCUGGG
Messenger RNA from Hipposideros armiger (great roundleaf bat), 4450 nucleotides. It is a transcript of the gene FBXL19, whose product is annotated as F-box and leucine rich repeat protein 19. Lineage: Eukaryota; Metazoa; Chordata; Mammalia; Chiroptera; Hipposideridae. The transcript is spliced from 11 exons. The coding region runs from base 910 to 2934 and encodes 674 amino acids. The record is from RefSeq and is a predicted model, not a curated record. Gene Ontology annotation, molecular function: zinc ion binding; DNA binding; protein binding.